Molecule: messenger RNA, 1380 nt
Organism: Clavispora lusitaniae ATCC 42720
Lineage: Eukaryota; Fungi; Ascomycota; Pichiomycetes; Serinales; Metschnikowiaceae
Product: TFIIH/NER complex subunit
Biological process (GO): DNA-templated transcription; nucleotide-excision repair; regulation of transcription by RNA polymerase II
Cellular component (GO): transcription factor TFIIH core complex; transcription factor TFIIH holo complex
Molecular function (GO): zinc ion binding
Source: RefSeq, a predicted model, not a curated record
AUGGACUCCGACGACGACUUUUCUGCACACCUGGCGGAGCUGGACGUGCCGCUUUCGCCCGACUCGGACGGAAUGGCCCGGCGCACACGCGCACGCGCCUCCGAGCCCAAGCAGGCCGCCUACGCCUGGGAAGACGAGUACCAGCGCACAUGGGACAUUGUCAAGGACGACACGCUGAGACCGGUGGAGCUCCUCGUCCAGCAGAUGGUGGACGCACGCAAGGCCAAGCUCAGCCGCAACGCCGCCACGCCGUUCCAGCGCGGCAUCAUCCGCACGGUGGUGGUGGUGGUGGAUGCGUCGCGGGCCAUGCUCGAGAAGGACUUGCGGCCCACGCGCUUUGGCGCCACGGUGGCGCACCUCCAGGACUUUGUGGCGGAGUUUUUCGACCAGAACCCGAUCGCGCAGAUGGCCGUGGUGAUGAUGCGCAACGGCGUGGCGUCGGUGGUGAGCGAGCUCAGCGGCCUGGCCCAGCUCCACAUCGAGCGCCUCCGGGCGCUCCGCGCGCGCCAGCACACGCUCGAGCCCAAGGGCGACCCGCUGUUGCAGAACGCGCUCGAGUUGGCGCGGGCGCUUCUCACGGCCGGCGGCGGACCGACGUCCCGCAGCUCGCGCGAGAUCGUGGUGGUGUUUGGCGCUCUUUUCACGCUGGACCCGGGCGACAUCCACCAGACCAUCGACUCGCUUGUGCGCGACGAGAUCCGCGUGCGGGUGAUAGGGCUAGCGGCGCAGGUGGCCAUCUGCCGCGAGCUUGUGGCUCGCACCAACGCCGGCGAGUGUGCGGGCUACGGCGUGAUAGUGGGCGACGCGCACUUCCGCGAGCUUCUCAUGGCGUGCGUGGAGCCGCUUGCGGUGGCGCGGCGGGCGGCCGAGACGGCCACGGGCGUGCCGGUGCUUCGAAUGGGCUUCCCGCUGCGGGCGCCGGCGGCGCCGGGCAUGCCGGUGUUGUGUGCGUGCCAUCCGCAGGGCGGCGGCGCCGACACGGGCUACUGGUGCCCGCAGUGCCGCAGCCGCGUGUGUCUGCUUCCGUGUGUGUGUCCCGUGUGCGGGCUCAUGUUGAUCUUGCUGACGCACUUGGCCCGCACGCACCACCACUUGGUGCCGCCGCCGGACUACGAGACAAAGGAGGAGACAAAGGAGACAAAGGAGACAAACGACAGCAACAACGACAACAGCAACAGCAACAACGACAGCAGCAACAGCAACAACGAUUCCAGCGGGAACUCCUCCGAGCGCUGCUUCGGGUGUCUUGCCCAGGGCGACGGGGCGCUCGGCGCCCGCUACGCUUGCGCGGCCUGUGGCCAGCGCUUCUGCAUCGACUGCGACGUGUUUGUGCACGAGGUGCUCCACAACUGUCCGGGCUGCGAGGCCCGUGCGGCAUGA